Messenger RNA from Neoarthrinium moseri, 876 nucleotides. RefSeq lists its product as uncharacterized. The record is from RefSeq and is a predicted model, not a curated record. The coding region runs from base 1 to 876 and encodes 291 amino acids. NCBI's taxonomy places the organism in Eukaryota, Fungi, Ascomycota, Sordariomycetes, Amphisphaeriales, Apiosporaceae. The transcript has 3 exons.
AUGUCUUCCGAAACCGAGCCGCUUCUGUCGAAGAAUAAUACUGUUACACUGCUAUGGACAUCUGUUGGCACCUACAUCACCAAGAUCUCUCUUCACAGGUUCCAAUGUGUUGACCUAGAUCAGAAUGGACGUGACAGCUUGAGGAAGAACGGCAGCCUGGACAAUGUCGCCCGAUCUAUGGUCACACUUGGGCCGCUCAUCGUGCUUACUCAACUACUCGCAUCGUGGGAUACCCUUCAUGCUUUAGCUAUAGUGUUAGCUCUUGCGUUGUUGGUGGGCAAUUUCCUGCUGAAGACUCUGUUCCGUCAGUACAGGGCCAUCGAGGACAACUGGCGAAAGACUGUGAAGGCCGUGGAACGUUCGUCAUCUGAUAUUGCCGAAAAGCGGCAGGAAGAACUCUCAGCAUCGACAAUCUCGCGGGCAGUUGCCGAGUUUACUCAGAGUUUGUUAUGGCUUAUCAUCAUCUCGGGUGCCAUGCACUUCUGGUGCCAGGGCUUGCCUGACGAGGUUUACAACAAGAUCCAUCGAGAUGGCAUCGCAAUUAAUGAUCACGUGAACAAGUUCUUGAAGAGCUGGGUCCCUGCCUGGGCGCUGCUUAAGCUGGAUGUAAGCACUCCAACCGCGGACGGCCAGGAGGGUGGAUCUUGGUUCACACGGGGCAUUGUGAAAUGGUGCACGAGCCCGCGGGACUCUGGCGAAAACACGCAAUCUGAACAGAGAGUGCGUUGGUCUAUCCAUUUCACUGGCACGGGAAUGGACAUGGAAAGGUUUCUUGCGGAUUUGCGGAGCCAGAAAGACAUGGGCACCAUCAGGUACAACGGAUUGGAGGUUGAAAAGAUUACCUGUGACAAUCUGCACAAGGCAACGGAGGUCUAA